Messenger RNA from Diospyros lotus (date-plum), 1160 nucleotides. RefSeq lists its product as uncharacterized. Gene Ontology annotation, biological process: endoplasmic reticulum to Golgi vesicle-mediated transport. The coding region runs from base 314 to 901 and encodes 195 amino acids. The record is from RefSeq and is a predicted model, not a curated record. Gene Ontology annotation, cellular component: TRAPPII protein complex; TRAPPI protein complex; TRAPPIII protein complex. The transcript is spliced from 8 exons. Lineage: Eukaryota; Viridiplantae; Streptophyta; Magnoliopsida; Ericales; Ebenaceae.
UGGCUUCUCUUAUUUGGGGUUGGUGCAUCCCGUCUCUCAGUGGAAGGCCCCGAUCCCCUUCUGGGUCACAACUUAUAGGACUCGGUUUGGGACUUGAGGAAAUGAAAGGAAGGCGAACAUGAAAAUAUUGUGGAAACACGCAAACAAUUCAUACUGAAGGGGCUAGUUUGCAAAUUGGCGAGUUUUCUGUAACAAGGUCAUUUACAUUUUUGCCCACGCCGAAUGCAAAUGUGCCUUCGACUAGAAACACUGCUAAGUCGAGAGAGAGAGGAGAAACGGCGAGGAAUCAGAAGAGAGGGCAGGGGAAGGGAAGAUGAUUGGAGUGGGGAAGAUCAAGCAAUACACCAACGUCCUCGACAAACCCCUCAGCAAGGGAAAACAAGAGGUGAGCUUGAGUGCAUUCGCAUUCUUGUUUUCAGAGCUUGUUCAAUACAGUCAAACGCAAGUUGACAAUAUAGCAGAGCUAGAGAGAAGGUUAGAGGAUGCUGGUUAUGCCGUUGGUGCACGGGUGUUGGAACUUUUUUGCCAUCGGGAAAAGGGAAACAGAAGGGAGACACGAUUAUUGGGCAUUUUGUCUUUUGUACACAGUACAGUAUGGAAGGUGUUAUUUGGAAAGGUAGCUGACUCACUUGAGAAGGGGACUGAACAUGAAGAUGAAUACAUGAUUAGUGAGAAGGAACUCCUUGUGAAUAGAUUUAUAUCAAUACCAAAAGACAUGGGGACAUUUAAUUGUGGUGCAUUUGUUGCAGGAAUAGUAAGGGGAGUUCUGGAUAAUGCAGGUUUUCCAGCUGUAGUUACAGCGCAUUUUGUACCUGUAGAGGGUCAACAACGACCUCGGACAACCAUUUUAAUAAAAUUUGCUGAAGAGGUGCUGCGCAGAGAAGCAAGGCUAGGAGGAUGAGUUCGUGCCAGAUUGUUCAGCUUUCUUUUCUUUUAGAACAAUAUGGGGACAAAUGGUGAAACUUGUUGCUGGUUUGGGAACUAUUCUGGGAAAGUUUGCAUGCAAAUUCUGUCUAUUAUUUGUUUUAUGACCGAUCCACCAAUCAAAUUCCUUCAGAGGGUUGUCCUCCGACUUUGAUGUCUCUAACUCAGAUUGUAACUACUAAGCAUCUCCCCAUUUGCAUCGGCAGUUACCGUAAAGAAGGGUUACAGUUUCCUUC